Molecule: messenger RNA, 869 nt
Organism: Drosophila kikkawai
Lineage: Eukaryota; Metazoa; Arthropoda; Insecta; Diptera; Drosophilidae
Source: RefSeq, a predicted model, not a curated record
AAUGGUCUCACUGGACUCCGUUGAUGUAACAGCUGCGCCGGCAAAGGAAACUAAACUCAUGCAUUUCUUUAGUUUCAAUUAAUUUGCCCCAAGUUUAACAACAAAUAGUUAUAGUAGGAAGUAAAUAAUCGAAGCCAAAGCUCGUGCCAUGCAAAUUCGUCGUCCGAAAGGUGUAACAGUUCCGCAGUUGAUGGUGGUCACCGCUAUUGGUGUGCUGGGAGGGAUUUACAUUUGGCAGCCACUGAUAUUGAAGUACAAAAACGAGAAGAAAACGGAAAGCGCCGGCGAAUCGACAACUGAUCCUAAAAAAUGAGUUUCAUUAACGGCCUAAAGAAGUUCGCCACAACGACUGUCGGUCUCAUGGCUAUCGGCGUCGGAUCCACCGCUCUCAUCUACACCACCCAUCGCCUACUUAUUAAGCCCCAUUUAAACGAGAAACGCCGACUGGAGGCGGAAGCAUGUGCGGAGUAUCUGUUCCAGCAGGAGAAGCACGCGUCGCCAGUCGCAAGAUCAAGUCCAAAUCGGAGCGAUUACUAAUGCCCAGUGAUUUUAUAAAAAGCCUCUUUUUUACUUAUCGAGUCUAGUGUAGGGAUUAGCUACAAAUUUCAAUGCUGUAACCACCACGGUGGAGAAUGGAAUUCUACUUUCAUAUAUUACAUAUUUUCAGUUUGGGAAGAGGGGACUCUAUGUCCAUCCUCCAGAACCUAGCUUUCGUUUUCUUAUGUUCAAUUUAUAGAGUAGUAAACAACGUCCAUGUUAUAUAUCCAAUUUGAAUUUUUAUGGAAGCAAUAUACUUGAAUUUGAAUAAUUAGUGAAACAUACACACAUACAAUUGGUUGAAAAUAAACAUACAUACAUACGAAGAAUAA